UUUGCGAACUCGGCCUUCCAUAUUGCAAACCUAUGAUAAACAAUGGCGAAUCAACAAUUCGGUCUAAUAUUAUUUGCAAUAUCGUCAUCUUUGCUUACUACAGCAAGUAUAAUUUGGUAUAUGCGCCGCAAGAAGAAACCACUCGAAUAUAUAGAAGUAGGGAAAGUUGGAGAAAUUUGCAUAUAUCCAGUGAAAUCAUGUGGUGGCAUUUCAGUUCAGGAAGCCGAAUGCACAGCCCGAGGUAUCAAAACUGGUCAACUUCGUGACAGAAAGUGGAUGUUGGUAGAUGAUGAAGACAGAAACCUGGCUGCUAAGAAGGAGCCAUCAGUAGCAUUAAUAAAAACCAGUUUGUCAGCGGACGGUCAAAAUCUUGUCCUAAGAGCAGAUGGUCAGCCAACCGUGCAGUUACCACUUGUACCUGACACAACCGCACAAUUGGUCAAAGCUAAGUUACAUGAAAGCAUUGUUUAUGGCUAUGAUUGUGGCGAGAAGGUGCGGCAGUGGCUUUCAAACAUAAUAACAGACAAGGCUUACAGAAUGCUGGUGCACGAAGAUAACCUACAAGGACGCAAAUUUGUUGAUAAUCCAGUCUGGAAGGAAAGGUUUACUUCCAAAGAUCAGGCAUUGUACCAUUACAUGACGCAAUUCCAUGUCGCAAACACUGCAUCCCUUGAUGACCUUAAUAGCAGGUUGGAGACACCUAUUGGCAUGCAGCAAUUUCGUGCUAAUAUUAUUAUUUCAGAAAGCAAUGCUUUUGCUGAGGACAAGUGGGCUAUGCUAAAGAUUGGAGAUGCUUGCCUCAGUAGGACACAUGACUGCGGAAGGUGUCCAAUUACAAUGAUUGACAGAAAGCUGGGAACGCUAAGAAAGGCAGAGCCAUUGAAGACUCUUCGUCAGUAUAGAAUGUUGGAUAAAUCACAUCCAGACAGCAAGUUCCAGAAAUCUCCCAUAUUUGGUGUUAAUUUCAAACUAGUGACAGGAGGAAGCAUAAAGGUUGGGGACACAGUUUAUGCUGUAUUGCAGUAGUGCUCCAUAUUGGGGCACCCCAAAUCAAGGAAUACUUUUCCACGAAACAAGGGGAAAUAUAUAUUUUUAACAUUACAGCCAACCUUUAUUAAUCGGACACUUUGAGUGUACAGAUUUAAUUAAUUUUUAAUUAACAACAAUUAACAGCAUUUCAAGUAAUUUUAUAUAAAGACCCUUAAUUUUUUGUAAUGACUAGCUUCCAAAUAAGUCACUGAUCUUUGUCUUUUUGGUUGUUUAUUUCAUAUUUUUAUUGUAUAAUUUAAAUCAAAAACCCUAUUAAGCAAAUUUAGAGGUACAGCUAGUGUAAAAAUAGUGAAUUACGAUUAAUUUUUUGUAAACACACACACAUAGGACCUGCCUAAUUUUCUUUCUAGAUCUGCACCUGUAUAAUAUUUAAAAAUUGUAACUAACAAUAUAAACUACAGCCCUGGCACAGAUCUAGUUAUUGUACAAUAUGUCUUUUGGAAAAUAAAUUAAUUGAAUUGAAUUAAUGGCCAUACUCUUACUCAACUUGGUACUCAGCAGCUUUAUUUUAUUCUCUAGCCUUAAAUUGAUUUUCUGUUUUUUUUUUCCCAGUAUGGGAUUCCUAAAUCAUUACUUAGUUAAUGCUGCUGUAUCUUGUGCAUCCAACAGAAAGCUUACCAAUUUAAAUCUUAUCAUUUAUAGAUAAAACUUGAAUCAUGAAGCAAUAUAUUAUAUAAUUCUUGUAUUGUUUUUAUUAAUUUAUGUUGAAUUUGUAUCAUAAAUGGAUUUUUCUAGUACGGGAUUACUAAAUCAUCACAGUACUGUACUUAGUUCUUGAUGCUGUAUUCGGUGCAUCUAACAGAAAGCUUACCAAUUUGAAAGGCAUAUUUAUAGAUAACACUUGAAUUAUGAAGCAAUAUAUUAUAUAGUUGUUGUAUUUUUUAAAAUAAAAUUUUUGUUGAAUUUGUAUCAUAAAUGAAUGUAUUCAAUGAACAUUAUUGUGUACAGAUUAGGUUGAUUGUAUUGCAAGUUCUUAGGUCAAUUAAACUAAAAUUAUGAAGAAUUUAUGUCAUUGUAAUAAUUGUUAAGGAUACCCCUAUUGAAUGCAAAUAUUCAUCAUGUUUUAAAGUAAUUAUAUAUAGUAAGACCCUUAAUUCAUGUAAUGACUGGCUAUAAGGGAAAAUUAUGAUGUAGAGAAAUUUGUUAAAUAAAAUGUGAAUAAAAUA
Molecule: messenger RNA, 2216 nt
Organism: Anneissia japonica
Lineage: Eukaryota; Metazoa; Echinodermata; Crinoidea; Comatulida; Comatulidae
Product: mitochondrial amidoxime-reducing component 1-like
Exons: 7
Coding region: 43-1026 (327 amino acids)
Molecular function (GO): pyridoxal phosphate binding; molybdenum ion binding; catalytic activity
Source: RefSeq, a predicted model, not a curated record